UUCUUCUGAGAUAAAACUCAGUCAGUGAGAAAACUUGAUCGAAAUAGGAACAAUAGUAUCGGGAAAAAUUACUUUGAAAAAGUCAAAACGUUGUUUUUUUUUGGCCAUGCGAUUGUUCGGCUUGAAAUUGAUGUUACGAAGUUUUUUUUAAGUCUUGGAAUAGUUAAUGAAAGGAGCAGUGAGUGGAGUUUAUUGAACAAUAGAAUAUGGUUAAUUCUGUGCGCCUGUUGUGUCGAGUCAAUAUUGAUUAAAUUAUAAAUGAACUAUUUUCACGAAAAAUAAUUCGUCCGAACUUUCGCGAGGAACGAUUUGAAUGAUGAUUUGUUUUUUUUUACGAUUGUGUAUUGAUUUUUGUUUUCCGUAGAAACAUAGAUACGUUGUUUGAAAAUCACGACUCUCCGCGUCGUUAAACAUCGAAAAGUAUGAAUUUAUUGUUUCUGUACAGAUUCGGUUGAUUAUUUGUUGUACAAAGAACUGUUAAUUUCAAUCGUUUUGUCUUCGAGAUGAAGGUAAAAUUACGAGUACAUAAAGGUUCAAAUUGAGCACAAAACCAGUCAAUUUUGCAAGCUGCAAAGAGAAAAUUAAUUUCCAACGAAAUUACGUUUUCCUUAGCGGAUGCGGUGAGGUAAUGGAUUAUUACAUUUCAUAGAGGUGAGACGUUCGAGAGGGUUACGAAUAGUGGGUGACGUUCGUCGAGGCAUAAUGGAAAAAGCUUUCGGGGAUGCGCGGUGUGGAUGAGUAGCAAGGGAGAGAAGCAGCGCGCGCGACUACGAAGUGAAGCCCCCGCGAGGAAUCCACUUGAGCCGCAACUAUAAGAGGAACGCCGUGGGAACCCGAAGCCGCAGACUCGUACUCGUACUCUUCGACAACCGAUUAACCGAAUCGGCUAUUGAAUUUUUCAACAAUCGAUUCAAUUAAUAAUCCCAUCACGUUAAAUAUUUAAACAGCCAAAUAAUCAAAAUCCAACAUCAUUGAACUCUGGUAAAUCGAGGGAAAUUUAAUUGGCGUUAAAAAGAAAAAUCGGGGAUUGAGAAAAUAAAUCGUUGCUCAUUGGUUUUGCCACUGAAUAAUCAUAAAUCGACAACGAGGAACAAAAAUGUUUGGAGUUUUUGCUGUAAUCACGAUCUUUGGAGGAUUCUCGAGUUCUUCGGUCCGGGCCAGUGUCAUACCCGGCAAUGAUGUACCCUUCCCGCAACAGAUCGCCAGAGAUCUCGACAGAAAUUCAGAUCUCGAUUUUUAUGGAUUCAAGGGAAUCGUUCGUCAAGAAAUCCCGGCGGUGCCAAUAACAGAUUGCUUUUUCACGGUAUCACAAUCCGGUCGAUACGUUUAUAAAGCAGUGGAUGGAACGGAAACCGUUUGUGGAAUAUACGUUUUUACGGAACCCGAUGAAGUGGUUGAAUUUUCGUUUCCACACAUGGACGUCCCUUGCAAUGGCAUCGAUUUAAUUGGCGUCGUGGACGGAUGGGAAUUGAAUGGCCAAUAUUUUCCUUCGGGUUCCGAUCAUCAUCUCUCCCUCGACAAGAGAUCGAGCGAGUUCUGUGGUCGUAAAAACCUCAAGACAUAUACGAGCUCGCAAAACGUUGCUUUAGUACAAUACAGAAUACCGACCGUGGGCAAAGGCUUUGUCGUAUCAAUCAAGUUUCGGAAGAAUCUUCAGCCUUGCAAUGUGGUUGCUAGCAGUCUCACAGAGCCGUUCACGCUCAGGAACUUCGGGAGACGCGUUAAUUGCACCUUCGUAGCAAUUUAUCCGGCCGUUGUACGCAUCGAUGCUCUCGAUGUUGGCAGCAAGAGGCUGCGUGGUACUGCAUUUCCUGAGAGUGAAACCGGAAUCAUCCAUCAGUGUGACAAACGAGGUUCUAAGGAUCAAGUACAGAUUGGCGGAACUAGUGGCCUGGACACAACGGAAGUGGAAAUCUUGGAUACGAUAUGCGGCGUUGAUUCGAGACCAACUCGUAGUUCGAAGAUUAUUGAUUGCGAGGUGACCACAGUAAGAUUAGUAUCGACUGGGAAAUACGACAAUGCGAUAACAAUAACAGCUGAACCAGCGGACGGCAAGGAAAAGGUCGACGCAGAUUUAACCUGUGGCUUAAAUGUAAUACACGCUGCGGAGUGAGUGAACAAAAGUAUCGUCAAUUAACUCGAGCACACGGAAUUUCCUGGAGUCGGAAUAAAUAUAAAAACGCAUAAUUUAUCGGUAGAAAUAAACUUUGUCACCUGACUUUAUCGCUGAUUCUUCAUAAUUUCUCAUUGUCACUAACAAAGAAAGAGAUUGCCAAGAAAAGAAGGAACAAAGAGUCGAAAAACUUGAACUUGAAGUUUUCCGUAUAAUAAUGAAAAAAAUGACACCAAACGAAGAACAAAAAUUACUAAAUUUGAUAUAUUUCAUCUAUCAUAAAUAAUAGCAAAAUAACUAUUCGAACAGUCGAACUUUCAAGAUAACCGAGGAUCUUCUCGAGAUUUAACAUUUUAUCUGCAAAUGAAUAAAUCAUUGAUGUUAUUCUCACAUUUAUGGUUGAACAUUGUAAUGCUGUAUAUUUCGUUACAUUUAAGGAUGUAGCAUAAAAACGAAGAUUAUCUCCAAUAAAUUAAAUGUAGCAAAUUUC
Messenger RNA from Venturia canescens, 2603 nucleotides. It is a transcript of the gene crh-BP, whose product is annotated as corticotropin-releasing factor-binding protein. The record is from RefSeq and is a predicted model, not a curated record. NCBI's taxonomy places the organism in Eukaryota, Metazoa, Arthropoda, Insecta, Hymenoptera, Ichneumonidae. Gene Ontology annotation, molecular function: corticotropin-releasing hormone binding. Bases 1097 to 2113 code for a protein of 338 amino acids. The transcript has 8 exons. Gene Ontology annotation, biological process: negative regulation of corticotropin secretion; hormone-mediated signaling pathway; negative regulation of corticotropin-releasing hormone receptor activity.